Messenger RNA from Linum trigynum, 1271 nucleotides. Lineage: Eukaryota; Viridiplantae; Streptophyta; Magnoliopsida; Malpighiales; Linaceae. The record is from the annotation of a GenBank genome assembly.
CAACACAUAUUAUUAAAUAUACGAACUCGUGAAUCAGACCACAGUAGUAUAUCAAUGGCAGCUUACCAAGAGAGAGUGAGCCAUCUACUUGCUUGCUACCUUAGUUAAUCGGCUUCUCAAUUCACAACCCCCUCCCUCAAAAAAUGUCUUCCUCCAGUACGGACGAACGGAAACUGGCCAAGGAAAUCCCCGGCCACAUCCGCAUCUACGACGAUGGCACCGUGGAGCGCCUCCGCGACACCGACGUCGUCCCUCCCUCCAUCGACGCCGGCCCCGGCGGAGUCUCCACCAAGGACGUCGUCUACCUCCCCGAACUCAACCUCUCCGCCCGCCUCUACCUCCCUCAACCCGCUGGAAACCGGAAACUGCCACUGGUGAUCUACUUCCACGGCGGUGGCUUCUGCGUCGCCUCCGCCUUCUGCGCCAAGUACCACCGCUACGUGUACCGCAUGGCCGCCGAAGCCCAAGCCGUGGUCGUUUCCUUCGACUACAGGCUAGCCCCCGAGCACCCGAUCCCAGCGGCCUACGAGGAUUCCCGGGCCGCGCUUCGUUGGGCCGCUUCUCAUCGGGCCGGAAAUGGGCCCGAACCAUGGUUAAACGAUCACGCUGAUUUCGACCGGGCUUUCUUGGCAGGUGACAGCGCUGGGGGUAAUAUCGUCCACAACUUGGCUGUUGGGAAGCUGGAGUUUGGGCUUCUGGGGCUUGCUUUGGUGCAGCCAUUCUUUUGGGGGACUGAGCCCAUUGGAUCCGAGCUCGACUUUCCGGAUGCGAUGGCGAAGGCCGUGGCGAGCCGUGUGUGGCCCUUUAUCUCUCCGUCGAGCCCGGACAACGAUGACCCGCGGAUCAACCCGGUAGCUCCUGAUGGGCCGGGCCUGGUGGGUCUGGGUUGCAAGAGGGUUCUGGUUUGUGUGGGGGAGAAAGAUGUGUUGAAGGACAGAGGAUGGCUUUAUUAUGACACACUAAGGAAGUGUGGAUGGAUGGGAGUUGUGGAGAUCCAUGAGAUUGAAGGCAAAGGUCAUGGCUUCCACUUGUACGAGUUGGAGAGUGAGAAAGCUGGGGCUUUGAUCAAAAGGCUCGCAACUUUCUUCAAUAGCUAGGGAGAAUAAAAUUGGCACCUCUUCUCUUGUGAAGGAAUCGCAAUAAUGAGGGGCAUAUGAUGAAACCUAUCUCCUAUAAAUCAUUCACGCAAUCGCUUUCCAGGGUGUCAUUCGCGCUUUUUUGGCGCCCUGUUUGUUUUUUUUUUCAAGUCUCAUUAAAAUUUCAUUUUCUAA